AUGAAAGGUUUUCAGAAUUCUUACACUACUCCGUCCAUGGAUAAAAGGCUUUUGUCACAUCAUGCUUCGGAGGUUGAAAUGAACAUUGCAAAGUUAGAACAUCAUCAUCCGGUGGUGCCAUCCGACCGAUGGUCUAAUAUGAGCAGUGGGAUCACAACUCAUCAAUGGAGUGGCAAUGUAGCUGAUGUGGAGUGUGUUGCUAGGUGCUCUUCUGUGGUUCCUGAUAAAUGGUGUGGAAACAGGAUUUCUCUGAAGGAGAUUGAGGCUGUUACAGAUGGAUUUGCUGAUAAGAAUCUGAUUGGAAGUGGAGAUUAUAGCGUUGAAUAUCGCGGCAUGCUGUUGGAUACUAAUAGAGUGACUGUAAAGAGGCUACUAAGUAACAGUUGCCAAGCUGAGGACUUUAUAGCAGAAGUGGAAGUGAUGAGGCAUGUUAGGCACAAAAAUUUAGUCAGAUUGCUUGGAUACUGUAUGGAAGACGGUUACAGAAUUCUUGUGAGUGAGUAUGUUGAUAAUGGGAAUCUGCAUCAAUGGCUAUAUGGAUGUUCUGAACAAGUCAGCCCUCUAACGUGGGCUAUGCGGAUGAACAUCAUCCAGGGAAUAGCUAAAGGAUAUUUAGCCCGCGAACAUGAAUCUAUUGGGGUUCUGAAUGAAAAGAGUGAUGUUUACAGCUUUGGAAUACUUGUCAUGGAGAUUAUAUGUGCUAGAGUUCCUGUAGAUCACAAUCAGACUCAAGUAUACUUGGUUGACUGGUUAAAGUCCCUGAUUGCUAAUAAACAAAUCAUGUUUGUGGUGGAUCCUAAAUUGCCAGAAAUGCCACCAUCCAAGGAACUAAAACGAAUACUUCUGCUCGCUCUUCGCUGUGUUGAUCGUGAUAUAAAGCAUAGGCCUACCAUGGGAGAUGUGAUCCACAUGCUCGAGCCUCGCGACUUAUUGCUUGAUGCUGAUCGUCGAACUAGGAGAGAUGGCUCAGCUCGUCGGAAAAACCAGCAAGAGAGUCACACUGUUGCCAAAUUUAGUGAAGGUGAUUUUAGUACACACGAGAAAGAAAGCAACAUUAAUCUCUACCAGAAAAUCAUGCAGAUGUAA
Dovyalis caffra is the source of this 1086-nucleotide messenger RNA. The record is from the annotation of a GenBank genome assembly. Lineage: Eukaryota; Viridiplantae; Streptophyta; Magnoliopsida; Malpighiales; Salicaceae.